Hemicordylus capensis (graceful crag lizard) is the source of this 5319-nucleotide messenger RNA. RefSeq names its product zinc finger protein 33B-like. Gene Ontology annotation, biological process: regulation of transcription by RNA polymerase II. Gene Ontology annotation, molecular function: DNA-binding transcription activator activity, RNA polymerase II-specific; RNA polymerase II cis-regulatory region sequence-specific DNA binding. Bases 502 to 1680 code for a protein of 392 amino acids. Lineage: Eukaryota; Metazoa; Chordata; Lepidosauria; Squamata; Cordylidae. The transcript has 2 exons. Gene Ontology annotation, cellular component: nucleus. The record is from RefSeq and is a predicted model, not a curated record.
GCGGAGCGAAGAGCGCGGAGGGGUCAGAGAAGGAGCAGGCGGCUUGCAUGAGCGUGUCUCUGCGAAUAAAGAGCCGGAGUCCUUCCCCUGAUCCUCCGCGGCUGCUUGGAUCCGGAGUGACGGUGCAAGAGGCCGGAGCUGCUGCUGCUGCUGCUGCGUGGAAGGCGGCGAGUGUUUCUCCUCCGCAGAGGCCGAUCCGGCUCAGUGGCUGCUCAGCGCUUGGGAGAAAGAGGCAGGUGAGCCUCCAGAGGCCGCCGCGCAGCAUUCUGGGUGAGAGUUUGGAGAGGAAGAGUGAGUGGGAGUUCAGGAGAGAAAUUAUGGGUGAUGCCUGAUGAAAGAGAGCACAGACUAAAAACUGGAGCACAAUUUAAGAAGAAAGAUUGAUAACCUGCUUGUCAGCAAAGAGUCCAAAAAAUAGUGAAGAACGUAAGAGAAAGGAGUCUGUGUCCUCUGCGUAGCAAAAGCUUCACAUCUGAACGAAGCUUUAAACCUCAGUGGGAAAUGGAAGCAGGUGAGAAAUUAUAUGAAUGUUUGGAUUGUGGAAAGAGCUUCAGUAGGAGUGGACACCUUACUGUACACCAGAGAAUCCACACUGGAGAGAAACCACACAAAUGCUCAGAGUGUGGAAAGGGCUUCAGCACGAGUGGAGCUCUUACUGUACAUCACAGAACCCACACUGGGGAGAAACCAUAUGAAUGCUCGGAGUGUGGAAAGGGCUUCAGCACACGUGGAAAACUAACUUUCCAUCACAGAAUCCACACAGGGGAGAAACCAUAUAAAUGCUUGGAGUGUGGAAAGAGCUUCAUCACGAGUGGAAAUCUUGCUUUGCACCAAAAAAUCCACACUGGGGAGAAACCACAUAAGUGCUUGGAGUGUGGAAAGCGCUACAUUCAGAGAGGACAUCUUAUUAUUCACCAGAGAACCCACACUGGAGAGAGGCCAUAUACAUGCAUGGAGUGUGGAAAGAGCUUCCGCACAAGUGGAGAUCUCAAUAAACACCAGAGAACCCACACUGGGGAGAAACCAUAUAAAUGCUUGGAAUGUGGAAAGAGGUUCACCACACGUGGAGUUCUUACUGUACAUCAUCGAAUCCACACUGGGGAAAAACCAAAUAAAUGCUUCGAGUGUGGAAAGAGCUUCAGUGGCAGCCUUACUUUGCACCUUAGAACCCACACUGGGGAGAAACCAUAUAAAUGCUUGGUGUGUGGAAAGAGCUUCAGCCGGAGUUCAGAUCUUACUGUACACCAUAGAACCCACACUGGGGAAAAACCAUAUCAAUGUUGGGAUUGCGGAAAGAGCUUCACCCAGCGUGGAGUACUUACUGUACACCAAAGAACCCACGUUGGGGAGAAACCGCAUACAUGCGUGCAGUGUGGAAAGCGCUUCAGGCUGAGUGAAAUUCCUGAUGAAUACCAUAGAACCGACUCGGAGGAUAAACCACAUAAAUGCUUGGAGUGUGGAAAGAGCUACAUCUACAUAGGGCAUCUUAUUAUACACCAAAGAACCCACACCGGAGAGAAACCACAUAAAUGCUUGGAGUGUGGAAUGAGCUUCAGCACAAUUAGAGCUCUUAAAAAACACCAUAGAACCCACACUGGGGAGAAACCAUAUAAACCAUAUAAAUGCUUUGAGUGUAGAAAGAGUGUCAGCCAGAGUGCAAAUGUUGCUUUGACACCAUAGAAACCACACUGGAAGAAGGAAGGCACACCUUACUGUACAUGCAUAGAUUUAAACCGGGUAGGAAUUAUACAUCACCUUAAGUGGCGUAGCGGGGGAAAGCUUGACUAAGAAGCAGAAAGUUGCCCGUGCAAAUCCCCACUGCUACUAUGUCGGGCAGCAGCGAUAUAGGAAGAUGCUGAAAGGCAUAAUCUCAAACUGUGUUGGAGGAGGCAAUGGUAAACCCCUCCUGUAAAAGAAAACCACAGGGCUCUGUGGACACCAGGAGUCGAAAUUGACUUGACGGCACACUUCACCUUUAGGAAUCAUACACAUGAAUGAAACUGCAGAUAGGCUCAAGGAUCUUCUUCAUUUGGGAAAUAUAAACCCUUAUGAGAUUUCUGCUUCUGAUUUGUCUUGCUUCCCCCUAGGAGAAUUCAUCAUCUUGUGUCUGUGUUAUGAAUAAAUGUGCAGAAUUCAUUCACACUGAUUAAUGAAUAUUAAUUUUUCACAGCAUAUGCCUUCUUGCUUCUGAAUAUAUUUGUGUCGGUCUCUGGAAUAUGGAUUCUGGAACUAGAGGUGGAAAUUAUAGACCUACAGCCAUUGGCCUUUUUGAGGCCAAAGUACUAGCUCAGCAACUUUAUGGCGCUCAACCUCGACCAUAUUCAAACUUUCCCCCUCAGGUGAUUCUGCAAUCCUAAUUUUUAAGAAGAAUAUUUCAAGUUGCUAAAUGCACUGCCAAUGUAAUUUGACACUGGAAGCUGUAAUUUUAAAACUUGGCUUUCAAUAUUUAACUUUUGUUUAAAACGUAACCUCCCCCCAACUGGCUCAUCCUCUUUGAUUGCAGUGGACACUUUCAGAUCCAGCUGGUGAACAAAAUUAGAAUCUAACCUAUUGACUUUGCAUUUUUCUCCUAAAUUUUUAUUAUCCAUGGGUUAUGGCAGUGCCAAGAAGGUUCUUAAGUAGAGGAUUUGCAAUAUGGAUCAUCAAACCCUGGUGGUGCAGUGGUAAAACUUCCUCCCUGUAACCAGAAGGUUACAAGUUCGAUCCUGACCAGGGGCUCAAGGUUGACUCAGCCUUCCAUCCUUCUGAGGUCGGUAAAAUGAGUACCCAGAAUGUUGGGGGGCUUCCAGCUAUAGAGCGGUAUAUAAAUGUAAGUGCUAUUGCUAUUGCUAUUGCUAUUGCUGAAAGGAUAUUGGAUCCCAAAAAUCCUUAUCGUGGAAAGAAUUAAAUCAGAUUAAACCAGCAAAUUAUUGCUAUGAAUUGACAGUCCCCACCCAUCACAGGGCUUUUCCCUUCACUCACUAGAAUGCUCUGCCUUCUACUGAGGUGUCUGGGACAUUUCCAGAUGUUCCAUAGGAUGCAAGGGUUUGUCCUUGUAAUACUGGUGCAGUUGAGUUCAUUAAACAUGUCCUUCAUAACUGCAUAUAUUUUAGCAGUCAAUAAAUUCUUUUAUAACUCUGCUAGGAUGUGUGAAUCGAUUUGGGUACUUAAUGAUUUGUAUCUGAAUCUGGCUGAUUCAGGUGAUUUGUAGACAGAACAAAUCAAACCUGUGCUCAAUUGCCCAGAUUUGGGUACAAACCAAAUCACUCCAGAUUCAGACCCCCCAAAAUUUGGAGAUUUGGUCCUCCAUUUGUGAUGAAAGUAGGUUGGGUGGUAGUGCCUAAUGAAUGGAAGCUACCACCCAAAUUUCAAAGAUAUUGGGCAAAGGAGUGAUUUAAAGUUCACUUUUUUUGAAGUUCACAUGUCUUUAAGCUUUUUUUGCAUAGGGAAUAAUGGGGGUUCAUCAGCCUUAGUUAUAACUUCCUUGGGGGGGGGCACCAGGAUGGCCCAGAGCAGGUUGUGGUGGGUGGUAGUGCCCAAUGGGUGUGAGGAAGCUACCACCCAGAUUUCAAAGAAACUGGGCAAAGGGGUGGUUUUUUUUUUUUUAAAAAAAUAUGAAGUUAGCAUGUCUUUGUGGUAGAUUCGGGGCAGAAAAGGAGUUUCAGGAGCAGAAGCGUGGGUCAGGUGGUAGUGUCCUGAUGGGUGCCUGCUACCACCCAGAUUUCAAAUAAAUUGGUGAAAGGGGUGAUUUUUAAUUAUUUUCUGAAGUUUGUGCAUCUUUAAGCUUUCCCCCAUAGGGAAUAAUGGGGAAUUUCAGCAGCUGCAUAACUUCACUUGGGCACCAGGGUGGCCCAGAGCAGGUUGUGCUGUAGUGUACAUAGGGUGCCAAUCACCCCCAAAAUGACAAGCCCAUGGGGCACUGGGCUUGAAUGUCUGAGGUGGACUGAGAGUUGAUUCUCGGGUAUGAAAUGAGAGUUGAUUCUCUUAUUUCCUACCAGAGAAUCUACUCUCAGAAGAACAGCUCAGACAUUCAAAACAACAAAACUGGACCGAAAUGAUUCGCAGGAUGACACGGUCGGUAUACUUGUAAAGGGGGGUCUGGUGAGGAUUCCCUGUUGUAAGUAAAGUGCAUUCCCUAUAGUAAAGGGGGGUGGAGAGAGAAAGGGUAGCUUAUACCUUUUAAAAUUCAGGUGCUGGGCUUGCAGAAGCAGUGGUGGAGACAUCAAAGUGGCAACGGGGAUUUCUCCCUCCACUUUUGUGAAUUUUGCACAUGCUCAUAGGACAUUUGCGUCACCACCUCCAAUCUCACCGCUGCCAUCCCUGGCACCACCGGCACCUGAAUUUCAAAGGAAAACACUACCUUUCAUCUUGCCCCCUCAUUUACUCUAGGGCAGGGAUUCUCAACGUUGGGUCCCCAGAUGUUAGUGGACUUCAACUCCCAUAAUCCCCAGCCCCAGUGGCCUUUGGUUGGGGGUUAUGGGAGUUGAAGUCCAAUAACAUCUGAGGACCAAACGUUGAGAAUCCCUGCUCUAGGGAAUUCCCUUUUCUUUUAAAGGGGAAUCCUCGCCCGAUCCCCCUUCACAAGUUGUGGAGAAACGAGGCCUAAACCUCUUCUUUUUGUACUAUAAAUUUCUUUGCUGUUCACUAUAUUAAGGGGGUCAAAGGUUCAUAGCUCCUGUUCUGUCGUUUCAUUUUUGAGGGUGAUGAAAUGUCCUGGUUUGAUUUUGGAGGGGAAGGGAGGUUUGCUUUUAUUGGUCAUGAUUUGAAAAAUAGAGGGAAUUUGAGUCAUGCUGAUGGGGUAUUUUGAAAACUAUAGGAGGGAGAUUUGUGUGUGUAUAUAGGAGGCUGCUUUCGGCAGAGGAGAGUUCAGUUGAAGAGCCCUUUUGGAGAGCUGGAGGAGAAUCUUUGUUCAGUAGAAGAACCAGUUGGAGUUCAAGGAGAAGAACUGAAGUCUUGCUUGCACUGUCUGAGAGAGGAUCAGAACUGGACCAAAAAGAGCCAAGAAAUCACUGGCAGAGAGUAGUAACUCUCUGCCGAGCUGAAAACACUGAAGAGCAAAAACACCCUGUCUGGGCUGGACCUCAGAGCUGUGAAGAAGAACAGGACCUGAGGCUGAACAAGGGAGAAGUCGGGUUGCUGAAAAGCAGAAGUGAUUGCAAAGGACUCUAAAUUAGGGCAGAGUGAGAGUCAGGCCAGUUCGAUUCAUUUUGAACGCAUCCUAUUUAUUGCUUAUGCUCUUUUGGUGGUGGUUCUUUUUUUUGUACUCAACUUUAAAAGCAACUGUUGAUUUAAAGUGAACUAAUCUCAUAGUAAAAUUACUUGCUUGUCUUUAAAGAAAAA